AUGGAAUACGAUGGAGAAAUAGAUGCAGAAACUGAAGCUUUUGGCGCAGAGUUGGAGGACUUAUUACAGGGUGAUUUGGGCAUCAACAUGGUGUUCAUUCUGCCAGAAAAAUUCAGAGCAGCAGAAGGACAAGAAAGCAUUUUGGAGGGAGAUGUGUUCUCCCAGGAGAGUUUUGAAUGCAGGUUUGCAGAAGCAGAAGAGUCACCAGAACAGCAAACAGUUAAUCACAAGACAGGAGGAAGUACCAACAAACUAGCUGCAGAACAGCUUUGCUUCUCCAAACCAACCAAAGAAAUGGCCAAUCACCUCAGACCCUUGUUCAUAACAGCAAAUUUUUGGGGUGUUCCCAUUCCCAAGGUCAUGGUAGAUGGAGGUGCGGCCAUUAAUCUUCUGCCUCACAGAAUGCUGAGCAAAAUGGGCAGAACAGAGAAGGAUUUGAUUCCAACACGCUUGACCGUCACCAACUUCGCAGGGGGCAUCACCAAAACCCACGGGAUCUUAGAUGUGGAUGUCAUAGUUGGAAGCAAAAAACUAAAGAUUGCAUUCUUUGUGGUAGACACCACUUCUACCACUUACAAUGCACUGCUUGGCAGGGACUGGAUUCAUCAGAGUCUAUGUGUCCCUUCCACUCUUCAUAAGCAAUUAGCUUUGUGGAAUGAAGAGGGUCACAUGGAGAUAGUAGAGGCCGAUCCACGGCCAUUUCUGCCUUCUGCCAUGUGUUUUGAGGCAAGGUACUAUCAUGAUGACCUUGGUUCUUUCACUUUCCUCGGAGUCAACCAGAACGGCUGCCCCCAUGGUGUCACGGCCCAGAGGUUCAUUGAAGAUGGUCUAGCCAGUCCCCUAGAGGACUGGAAUAGACCUUUUGUUCUAAACCUCCAGAACUCUGAUGUUUAG
Messenger RNA from Prunus armeniaca (apricot), 894 nucleotides. The record is from the annotation of a GenBank genome assembly. Lineage: Eukaryota; Viridiplantae; Streptophyta; Magnoliopsida; Rosales; Rosaceae.